AUGGCGAUUUCUCUCAAUCUUCUGCAACUUCAUGGAAAUCCAUCACUACCCAAGUUCCCAAACUCGAAUUGGCUCCGUCCGGCGGUUUAUUUCCGAGCUCCGGCGAGGGCGACGGUGGUCAUGUCGCAGAUCACUCCGUCGUACUGGGCGGCGAUAAAUGAAGAUAUUGACGAUCAUCUCCGGCGGGUCAUUAUUGCGAAGGACCCACCGGCAGUAUACGAGCCAUUGGGUCAUUUUGUCUUCUCCGCCCCACGAAAUUCCGCUGCAGCAAUGUGUAUUGCUGCCUGCGAGCUCGUCGGCGGCCAUCGGGACCAAGCUAUGGCGGCAGCUACCGCGCUCCAGCUCAUCUAUGCAGCGACGUACACUCGGGAGUAUCCUCCACUGACGGCGCGUGGGAUUUCAAACGCCGCCGUGGUUGACCGUGUUUAUGGCCCGAACAUCCAGCUGCUGACUGGUGUUGGAAUAGCUCCGAUUGGGUUUGAGAUUCUAGCUGGAUCGUGUGACUUGAGCGAGAGCGGGUCGGAGCGGGUUCGCCGCGUGAUGGUGGAAAUGGCUCGGGCGAUGGGGUCGGAGGGGUGGAUUGGGGGACAAUUCAAGGAAUUAGAGGAGGUGACGGCGGCGGAGGAAGUUAUCGAGAUGACGGAAGGUGAGCUACACGCGCGUGGAGGCGCGUGUGGGGCAAUAUUGGGAGGUGGAAGUGAAGAGGAAAUAGAGAAGAUGAGGAAGUAUGGAAGAAUUGUGGGAAUGGUGAAGGGAUUGUCAAAGAAAGUGUUUGGAGGGAAAGAAAAUGAGAGAAAAAGAGAGAAAAUUAAGGAGUUGAAGGCUUUGGCUUUCAAGGAAUUGGAGGGUUUCAAAGGACAAAAAGUGGAUCAAAUGUGUAAUUUCUUCGAUUUCGAGGGGCUUUAG
Cucurbita pepo subsp. pepo (vegetable marrow) is the source of this 906-nucleotide messenger RNA. Its product is annotated as heterodimeric geranylgeranyl pyrophosphate synthase small subunit 2, chloroplastic. NCBI's taxonomy places the organism in Eukaryota, Viridiplantae, Streptophyta, Magnoliopsida, Cucurbitales, Cucurbitaceae. Gene Ontology annotation, molecular function: prenyltransferase activity. The record is from RefSeq and is a predicted model, not a curated record.